GCUGUCCGCAUCCACCAGUGGCACAUUGACGGUUGACAACUGACAAGGACAGGACAUUCCAAUCUCCAUCCUCUGAUCCUCAUGUCGAAUUGAGUCGAUUCAUUCCCCUUGGCCGCCGUUAUAUCUUCGUCGCAUCUAUCCUAGCCUAGUCAUGGAUGUACUCCGUCGAUUUUCCCUCCGAGGACCACCAUAAUAGACACCAUGUCAUUCAAGAGAUCCAGAGAAGCGUUCGAGAAUGACUCCGCUCCAUAUGUCAUCUACGGGACGGCGCUUCCACAGUACGACCCAGAAUCCCGCGACGAUGGCUCCUAUGUCCCUCUCUGGAAACAGGAGGUGCGCGACGAGAGGGGCCGGAAACGCCUUCAUGGCGCAUUUACCGGAGGUUUCAGUGCUGGAUACUUCAAUACGGUAGGCUCCAAGGAAGGAUGGACUCCAUCAACCUUCGUCUCCUCCCGCACCAACCGCGCCGCAAAACAACCCGUCCCGCAGCGCGCCGAAGAUUUCAUGGACGAGGAGGACCUGGCCGAAGCGGCCGAAGCGGAGAAGCUGAUGACGGCCGAGAACUUCGCGGGGCUGGGGCUGACGGAAGAGGAUGCCGGGAGGAAAGGGAAGAGUAUUUUCACGGACUCCAUCACGAGCAGCGGUGCGAGUAUGGGCGUGAAGUUGCUCCAGAAAAUGGGUUGGCGGUUGGGACAGGGACUUGGGCCACGGGUGCGGCGGAAAGCUCGAAUGGACGAUGAAGGGCGCGGCCAGACCAAAAACGGGGACGAGGAAACGCACCUAUUCGCUCCCGAGAACUCGAAAGUGAUUACCUACCACAAGAAGUCCGACACAAAGGGGUUGGGAUAUAGCGGAGAAGCGAGGCGGCUUGAUGAAACCUCGAAAGAGGAUGAGAAUGUCGAAGAGGACAACGAGGAUCGCAUUUUCCAAUCCCGGAAAUCAAAGAUCACCCUAGGCAAGCCUUCGGCGAAAAAGUCAAGCUUUGGAGUCGGUGUUCUCAACGACACCGGCUCGGACGACGAAGAUCCGUAUGCCAUCGGCCCUAAGAUAUCCUACAACCGGACCAUCGGAGGCAGUAAGAAAUCGAAGAAGGCCGAGAAAGUGAAAACCUCAUCCACCACCGCCAACCCACUCCUCCGCGCCAAACCCGUCUUCCUCUCCAAGAAGAUCCAAGACCGUACCGCAGGCUUCCACAAAUGCCAUGAUGGCCGACUCCCUCUCAAAGGCUUCAUCCUCGCCACCCAACCAUACGUGCAAGGUCAAACCUUCCCGCCACCAAAAGUCCCCGACGGCUGGACAUCCUCGCGCGAGGGGGGUGACCAACCUUCCCAACCCGAUCCGGAGACCUACCAAUCGCUCCGCGACGUCGCCAAGGCCUCCACGCUCGACCCCCGCGCUCGCGCCGCCCUCCUCGGCGAGGCCGCCCUCCCAGGGAAAUCGAUCUUCGACUACAUCUCCCCGGCCGCCCGCGCACGCCUCGCCGCGGCGUCCGGACGCGGCGACCUCCCCCUUGCAAAAGGUGAGGCGCCGCCGCCGGAGCAUCGGAAGAGCGAGGCGGACAAGCGGAAAGAUCUGCGGGAUGUGAUCCCGGAAUUGGAUAGGGAGAGUGCGGUGGGGGCGCUGAGGAGGGGGGGGAGUGGGUGGAUGCCGUACGCGGACGACGAGGCGAAGCGGGGGAGAUAUAGGGCGUUUCUGGAGUUGUCGGCGGGGAUAACGGAGACGAUCCCGGAGAAGGCGGCGGGGGUGUCGAGGGAUGACUAUCUGAGGGAGAUGCAUGAAUUUCUUCGUGCCGCGCGCGUGUUCAAGCCAAUGACGGGCAUGAUGGCGUCGAAGUUCACCUCCUCGUCACGCGCGUUCGAAGGGUCCAACGAUUCAGGGGACGACUCCGUGUUGCGGAAGCCGGAAGCGAAGCCGAGUGAUCCCGCCGAGGAGGCCGCGAAGCUCGGAAUGUUUGGGCCAAUGACGAGAAGUGUACAGCAGUUCUAUCCGACGCGGCUACUGUGCAAGCGGUUUGGCGUCCGACCGCCCGACCAUGCGCAACAAGACCAAGAAGCCGGGCAGGAGGGCCCGAUGUCCGAUUUCGUGCCAAACCAGCCCCUAGACGUCGUUUCCAAAGCGACUAUGCAGGAGAUGAUGCGCGAGUCGGCGGCGAAUCGAACCGGUGGUAACGCAGAGCAAGGCGUGGUGGAUAUUCCGGCCCCUGUGGUGGUCAAUGUGGAGAGGAACGAAGCGCUAGAAGGAGAUCGUCCGGGAGAUGCAGUCUUCCGAGCCAUAUUCGGUGAUGAUGACGACGAAGACGAAGAAUGAAAUAACUUGCAUUAAAGUCUGAUCCUGUCCACAUUCUCAUCAUCGUAAACUUGCCGCUACAUGAUCGGCGGUAUAUCCCUCGCGACGUCCUCGCUUUCCAAAGGCACCAUCGCAAGCCUCUCCGCCCAAUCCCUCCGUCCAGUUUCCUUGAUCAACUCCUUCGCCAUGUCCCCCCUUCGCUCAUAGUACUCCCUUCCCACCACACGCAUCACCUUCCCCUUGAUCACCAAAUCCCCUGUCAUCGCAUUCCCCGCUUGAACCAAGAACGUCUCCAACACGAGCAUCCCGACGAAGAUUCCUUUACCCACAGGACUGAUCAUCCCUGACAGCACGAUCGCCCCAUACACCAACAAGAGCACCACGGCCAUGAGCGCUUCCUCCACGAAACUCAUCG
Molecule: messenger RNA, 2701 nt
Organism: Eremomyces bilateralis CBS 781.70
Lineage: Eukaryota; Fungi; Ascomycota; Dothideomycetes; Eremomycetales; Eremomycetaceae
Product: DUF1604-domain-containing protein
Exons: 2
Coding region: 202-2307 (701 amino acids)
Biological process (GO): mRNA processing
Cellular component (GO): nucleus
Molecular function (GO): RNA binding
Source: RefSeq, a predicted model, not a curated record